AUGAAAGGUCAGGAACAGGAGAAAAGCCCACCCAAACGAGAUACGCUAGAUAAAUGGCAUGCACAGUUCAUAACAUCGAAGACAUCUGUUAAAAUGUCCGAAUCAAGUCUGCAACUGGAUCUCACAGCGCCCAAUGGUCGCCAGAUAUCGCUUCAUCGAGGACUGUUUAUUGAUAACAGGUUUGUCUCGUCGACGGGAGGCGAGAGCUUGAGCCCUAUCGAUCCUACCACUGAAGCAGAAAUCUGUCAAGUCGAUGCGGCAAAUGCGGACGAUAUCGAUUGCGCUGUCAAAGCAGCCCAGCGAGCUCUUAAUAACCCGUCAUGGCGCGACAUCUCGGGCACCGAAAGAGGGGCGAUGAUGACCAGGCUCGCAGAUUUGAUGGAACAGAACCAAGAGGUUUUAGCAACCCUGGAAUCUUGGAACGCCGGCAAACCGUACACUUCGGUCCUCAACCUCGAGCUUCCCGCUGCCAUUGGUUGCAUCCGCUACUAUGCCGGCUGGGCAGACAAGAUUCACGGUCAAACGAUUCCGACGCAUUCCAAGAAGUUUGCAUAUACGGUCAAGCAACCUCUUGGAGUCUGUGGUCAAAUAAUUCCCUGGAACUAUCCUGUGUUGAUGGCGGCGUGGAAGCUGGGUCCGGCUCUUGCGACGGGAAACACGAUUGUGUUGAAACCCGCUGAGCAGACGCCUCUUUCUAUGCUAUAUGUGGCAGACCUGGUUGUUCGUGCAAGGUUUCCGCCUGGUGUUAUCAAUAUUGUCAACGGAUAUGGAAGGGCUGCUGGCCAUGCGCUCGUGUUGCAUCCUAAUGUUGCUAAGAUCGCGUUCACUGGGUCGACCAUCACAGGUCGACUCAUCCAGCAGGCAGCAGGAGCCACAUUGAAAAAGGUCACCCUUGAAACAGGGGGCAAGUCACCUCUUCUCGUGUUCAACGACGCCGACAUUGAGCAAGCAGCGAAGUGGGCGCACUGCGGAAUCAUGAGCAACCAAGGACAGAUCUGCACAGCUAAUUCUAGACUGUUGGUUCAGUCAGGAGUGUACAAGCAGUUUAUCAAGAGAUUUGUUGAGCUUGUAGAGGCUCAUAAGCUGGGAAAUCCCUUUGACGAAGACACUUUCCAGGGACCUCAGAUCACCAAGGCACACCUGGAAAAGAUCCUGUCCUACACCAAAGGCGCAGUCGAGGAGGGGGCGACAUUGGAGACUGGAGGAGGAACUUGGGGAGAGAGGGGGUUUUUCAUGCAGCCCACCGUCUUUUCCAAUGUCUCCUCAAGCAUGAAGAUCUAUCGCGAGGAGAUUUUCGGGCCCGUAGUGGCCAUUUCGUCGUUUGACGAGGAAGAAGAAGCCAUCAACAUGGCCAAUGACAGCGAGUUUGGCCUGGCGGCGUCUAUCUUUACGCGAGACAUGCAGCGGUCGCAUAGGGUCUCGACUCGACUCGAUGCCGGUAUGGUGUGGGUGAAUUCGUCGACGGACUCGGACUUUCGGGUUCCGUUUGGGGGAAUGAAGCAGAGCGGAGUUGGGAGAGAGCUUGGCGAAGCUGGCUUAGAGGGGUACAUGCAGGUCAAGUCGGUUCAUGUCAAUGUGGGAUUAGAAUUGUGA
Messenger RNA from Fusarium falciforme, 1593 nucleotides. RefSeq names its product Aldedh domain-containing protein. Bases 1 to 1593 code for a protein of 530 amino acids. The record is from RefSeq and is a predicted model, not a curated record. Lineage: Eukaryota; Fungi; Ascomycota; Sordariomycetes; Hypocreales; Nectriaceae. The transcript is spliced from 3 exons. Gene Ontology annotation, molecular function: aldehyde dehydrogenase (NAD+) activity.